Molecule: messenger RNA, 936 nt
Organism: Cotesia congregata
Lineage: Eukaryota; Metazoa; Arthropoda; Insecta; Hymenoptera; Braconidae
Source: the annotation of a GenBank genome assembly
AUGAAAAUGGACUUCUGGACCUGCUUUUGUAUAUUUAUAAUAAAUAUUUUUGUUACUUUUGGGGUUGAAUCAACCGAAUGGAACACUCAUGAUUUUAUGAAACGAGAGCAUUCUUUGGUUAAACCUUAUCAAGGAAUGGGUAUGACGAUACCUUACUGGGAUUUUCUAGGCAGUACUAUGGUAACUAAAAAUUAUAUUAGGUUAACACCGGAUUUGCAGAGUCAACAGGGAGCUAUUUGGAAUUCAGUGCCAUGCAACGUCAGAAAUUGGAACCUAGAAGUUCACUUCAAAGUCCACGGCAAAGGCCGUGAUCUAUUCGGCGAUGGUUUUGCGAUCUGGUACGCCAAAGAUCGAAUGGUGACUGGUCCAGUGUUUGGGAACAAAGAUUUCUUCCACGGACUUGCUGUUAUUUUGGACACCUACAGCAAUCACAAUGGACCCCACAAUCAUCAACACCCUUACAUAUCUGCGAUGAUUAACAAUGGGUCUCUGCACUACGACCAUGACCGUGAUGGUACUCAUACUCAAUUGGCUGGUUGUGAAGCUAAGUUCCUAUCGACAGACAUAUCCAACAAAGCAGCCUGGCAAGAAUGCUUCAAAGUAAACGGCAUUAAAUUGCCUACGGGUUAUUACUUUGGAAUAUCUGCUACUACUGGAGACCUAUCAGACCACCACGACAUUCUGUCUGUUAAAUUGUAUGAGCUCGACUUACCUGACUCUGUAAAAGACACUGAAGACAGAUCUAGUAUCAUUCCCUCAGCAACAUUCUUCGAAUCUCCAAGAGAUCACGUGGAAGAUCCAAAACCUUCUUCUCUUUCUGGUAUCAAGAUCUUCCUACUAAUGUUAGUAGCUGCUUUAGCAAUUAUUGCUUGUGUGGUUAUUGGAAUAAUGUUUUAUCAAAAGCACCAAGAAAAUAGUCGCAAAAGAUUCUAUUAA